This is a messenger RNA of Capra hircus (goat), 1847 nucleotides long. RefSeq names its product G protein-coupled receptor 143 (gene GPR143). Gene Ontology annotation, biological process: melanosome organization; G protein-coupled receptor signaling pathway; regulation of calcium-mediated signaling. Gene Ontology annotation, molecular function: L-DOPA receptor activity; dopamine binding; L-DOPA binding. The record is from RefSeq and is a predicted model, not a curated record. The transcript has 9 exons. Gene Ontology annotation, cellular component: plasma membrane; melanosome membrane. The coding region runs from base 213 to 1514 and encodes 433 amino acids. NCBI's taxonomy places the organism in Eukaryota, Metazoa, Chordata, Mammalia, Artiodactyla, Bovidae.
CUCGCUACCAAGCAUCACCCUCGUGAGGCCUCGUGGCGUUCCGCGCUGCCCUCACCGAGCCUGGCGCCUCUUCUGCCAGCGCGGGGCGGGGAUCGGGCGGGGGCUGCGGGGAGGCCCAGGGCACAUGACGCCCCCUCCCCGCGGCCCCCGCGCCAAGCACAUGACUCAGGCCGGCAGGCAGGCCCGAGCCGCGCGCGUCCCCAGCACGACCCAUGGCCUCUCCGCGACUGGGCACCUUCUGCUGCCCCACGCGGGACGCCGCCACGCAGCUCGCGCUGGGCUUCCAGCCGCGGGCCUUCCACGCGCUGUGCCUGGGCAGCGGCGCGCUCCGCCUGGCGCUCGGCCUCCUGCAGCUGCGGCCCGGGCGCCUGCCGGCGGGCCCCGGAAUCGCCUCGGCCUCGCCAACGACCUCAGCCCGCGGCCCCGCCUCCGUGCGCAUUGUGCGCGCCGCCACCGCUUGCGACCUGCUCGGCUGCUUGGGUAUCGUGGUCCGAUCUGCGGUGUGGUUAGGGUUUCCGAGUUUCGUGGAUGACAUCUCCGCCGUGAACAGGACAGAUGUGUGGCCAGCCGUCUUCUGCAUGGGGAGUGCACUCUGGAUCCAGCUGCUGUACAGCGCCUGCUUCUGGUGGUUGUUCUGCUACGCGCUGGAUGCCUACCUGGUGAUCCAGAGGUCGGCUGGACAGAGAGAGCGAGGCCGGGCAGGUGCUGGACCUGAGGUUCUGGACCUGUAUCCUCCCUCCCCCAGCACAAUCCUGCUGUAUCACCUGAUGACCUGGGGCCUGGCCGCCCUGCUGAGCGUGGAGGGUGCCCUGAUGCUGUACUAUCCCUCUGUGGCCAGGUGCGAGAGGGGCCUGGAGCACGCCAUCCCCCACUACAUCACCACGUACUUGCCGCUGCUACUGGUCCUCGUGGGCAACCCCAUCCUAUUCCGAAAGACAGUAACUGCAGUGGCCUCCUUACUGAAGGGAAGACAAGGCAUUUACACGGAGAACGAGAGACGCAUGGGAGCCAUGAUCAAGACCCGAUUCUUCAAAAUAAUGCUGGUUUUCAUCGUUUGCUGGUUCUCAAAUGUCAUCAACGAAAGCCUUUUGUUCUAUCUUGAAAUGCAAGCAGAUAUCAACAGCAGCUCUUUGAAACAGGUCAGAAAUGCAGCCAAGACCACGUGGUUCAUGAUGGGGAUCCUGAAUCCAGCCCAAGGUUUCCUCUUGUCCCUGGCCUUCUACGGCUGGACAGGCUGCCGCCUGAUACUUCCAGGUCCCAGCAAGGAGAUCCAGUGGGACUCAAUGACCACCUCGGCCACUGAGGGGGCUCCCCCAUCCCCCGGGGGCCCCCACGAGCCCGGGGAAGGCCUCACUCCCAAGAAGGAGCUGCCAGGUGGCACGCACACUUCCGAUGAGGCCUUGAGCUUGCUUUCUGAAGGUUCCGACGGCAGCACCAUCGAAAUCCACAUCGCAAGCGGGUCCCGCGGCGGAAAGGCGGCGGACUCUCUUCUGAAAGUCCGAGGAGACCCGUAGAGAGGACGAGACAGGGGAGUCUGGACCCUGUGUGUGUUUUCAGACGCGAGGGUUCUCAUCCCUUCUGACGGUACUCUUGCCCCGCAGUCAGCACACUGCGGGGUGUAGCGUGCCCCGCCACUGGAUCUUCCUGCCAUCCCAGUUAAGAGCAUGUUCCCUGGCAGCCUCUGUGUGACGCAGAGGCCCACCGCGAGCCUGUGCUUGGGAAGGAAAGGCAGAUUCCCUUGGAGACCAGCAGCUUGUCCGAGUCUCUGUGGACGUUCGUUUCUCUAAUCUGGCUGUAAUCUCAACGCCAGAUCCAGGUCCUUGGAAGAGUUAAUAAGUAACAAUAAU